Fragaria vesca subsp. vesca is the source of this 714-nucleotide messenger RNA. RefSeq names its product wall-associated receptor kinase 3-like. Lineage: Eukaryota; Viridiplantae; Streptophyta; Magnoliopsida; Rosales; Rosaceae. Gene Ontology annotation, biological process: cell surface receptor signaling pathway; protein phosphorylation. Gene Ontology annotation, cellular component: plasma membrane. Gene Ontology annotation, molecular function: ATP binding; protein serine/threonine kinase activity. The record is from RefSeq and is a predicted model, not a curated record. The coding region runs from base 1 to 714 and encodes 237 amino acids. The transcript has a single exon.
AUGAAGAUAGCAACUCAAAGCGCAGAAGCACUGUCUCACUUACACUCCUCAAUUUCCACACCAAUCAUACAUCGAGAUGUGAAAACGGCAAAUAUUCUGUUAGCUAAUGAUUACACGGCGAAAGUGUCAGAUUUCGGAGCUUCCCGUUUGGUUCAUUCAGGAACUGAUAUGCAAACUUUGGUGCUCGGGACAUUGGGAUACCUAGACCCUGAAUAUCUGCAAUCAAACCAGCUAACAGAAAAGAGUGACGUUUACAGCUUUGGAGUUGUCCUGGUGGAACUAAUAACAAGCAAAGUGCCACUUUCUAAAGAUAGAUGCUUAGCAAGCAUCUUUGUGGUUUCCAUGGAAGAAGAUUGGUUGGAUCAAAUUCUUGACGAUGAUAUAGUGAACGAUGGAAACAUUGAGACGGUAAAGAAAGUGGCCAAUCUCGCAAAGCGAUGCUUGAGGGUAAAAGGGGAGGAAAGGCCUACCAUGAAAGAAGUUGCGAAAGAGCUCGAGGAAAUAAUGAGUGUCACAGCAAAACAUCCGUGGGGACUUAAUGCUAGUCUCUGCGGAGAAGAGACUGAGUACUUGCUCGGGUCAUUCAAUUCAGACGGUUACGUCGUUGGUGUUGGAGAUGAUUGCAGUUCUAGUGGUCUAACCAGUGGUACGGCCAAUGCAUAUGACAGCAUGCAAAAACAACUGCAGUUGAUGCCAUAUGGUGGUGGACGUUAG